Daktulosphaira vitifoliae (grape phylloxera) is the source of this 3249-nucleotide messenger RNA. Its product is annotated as beta-1,3-glucosyltransferase. Bases 146 to 1525 code for a protein of 459 amino acids. Gene Ontology annotation, molecular function: acetylglucosaminyltransferase activity. Lineage: Eukaryota; Metazoa; Arthropoda; Insecta; Hemiptera; Phylloxeridae. The record is from RefSeq and is a predicted model, not a curated record. Gene Ontology annotation, cellular component: membrane. The transcript is spliced from 10 exons.
UAAAAUUUACCAUAAAAUAAAUAAGUAUUAAUUUUAAAUUCGCUUAAUGACCGAGCAUUCAAAGAAAUUUCAACAUAGAAAUUAUUGUUACAUAAAUGAUUUUAUUAUUACUAUUCAACUAAUAAAUAUUAGUUAACUUAAUAGUAUGUUUUUAAGCUUUAAAUAUUAUGGAUAUUUAUUAGCAUCGACUCUUUAUUUUAUAUUAUUGUUUAUCGAUGCCGAAUCUUCAGACAUAGUAAUUACUAUUUUAAGCCAAAAUAAUGACUACAGUUUGAGUAAAGCCAAUAAAUUGAAAAAAUCUAUUUUAAAUCAAUCAAAACUUUAUGGGAAUUCUAGACUCAGGAAAGUACAAUUACUUCAUGAACAAUAUCCUGAAAUAGGGAGUUGGACCAUAAUACCUAUUGUUGAACUAUUAUUGAAAGAAAAUAGAAAUGUUUCUUGGUUUUUGUUUUGCGAAGAAAAUUCAUUUGUGAAUUAUGAAAAUUUGUUAAAACUUCUACAAAAUUAUAAAUACAAUGAAUAUAUUUGGAUGGGUUAUGGAUUGAAGGACAAAAAUCCUACUAUUAUACACCAUUAUGAGUUUGAGAAUGAUAUUAACAGGAGAUUGGCAUAUCCAUUGUUUGCUUCUGGAUUUAUCAUGUCCGUUGAACUUCUUUUAAGUAUUUUAGAUAAAAAAUUAAAUACAGUUGGAUCACAUUUUGCCAUUGACGCAUCUUAUGAACUUGCUCAGCAGAUUGAUCAAAAACUAGAACAUCUACCAUUAAAAUUUUGCUUAAAACCAUCAUCUGAUUGUGUAGUUCAUCCACAAACAGAAAGACAUAAAUGUGAUCAUAAAGUCACUAAAGAUUCUAUAUAUUUUGCUGUAAAAACUUGUAAAAAAUAUCAUGAUGACAGAAUUCCAGUUCUUAAAUCUACAUGGGGUAGAGAUGCUGUUCAUAUUGAGUUUUUUAGUGAUACAACUGAACUAUCAAUACCAACUACAGUUUUGCCAAAUAUUCCAAAUACUGAGCAGGGACAUUGUUUAAAAACCAUAUCUAUUAUUAAGCAUUUAUCAAAGAAAUUAUCUUUAGAUCAUCGAGUGAAAUGGCUUGUUUUGACUGAUGAUGAUACUCUUAUUAGUGUUCCAAGACUCACUUCAAUAUUAAACUGCUGGAAUGGCCAAGAAAUAGCUCUAGGUCAAAGAUAUGGUUACAAUGUUCGAAGAAAUCUUCCAUUAGGGUACAAUUAUAUUACAGGAGGUGGUGGUAUUGUUCUUAACAUAGAUGUAGUUCAUAAAUUAAAAGAUUGCAAAUGUUAUGCACCUGAUGCACCAGAUGACAUGGUAUUGGGAAUAUGUUUGCAGUCGUUAAAUAUUUCAAUUGUACAUUCCCCAGUAUUUCAUCAAGCUAGACCACAAGAUUAUGCUGAUGAGUACUUAGAAGCUUAUCCAAUUAUAUCUUUCCAUAAACAUUUACAAAUUGAUCCCAUACAAAUUUAUCGUUAUUGGCUUUAUCAAGAUUCCUCAUUCGGUCAUGAUGAAUUAUGAAGUAGAAAGAUUUAAUACAAUGAUAUUAAAAAAUUUUAUAUGUUGGAAGAAAACAUCUGAUAAGUUUUAAGUGGCAACUGCUAAUUACUUUUCAUCCACUUGACAUAUUUUUACAGAAAUAAUAUCUUAAAUUAUGUAAAAUUGUAUAUAUAAAAUUUUUUAUUUUAUUAUUCUACUAAUCUUUGUCUAGCUGUGACCUUACAAGUAGAUCACAGAUUUAGGUAGGAGUACCCAGGCAUAAUAACUUUUUUACACAAGAAGUAUUACUUUACAUUUGUAUAAUAAAAAUAUAGUCCACAUUUAAUUAUUAACAUGAUCAAAAUUUACAAAGGGUCAAUAAUAAAAUUUAAUAAUUAUAUGGUUGACAUUUAGUUCUGAUAUUAUCGUAGUAAUAUAAUAAUAAUUCAAUUUUAAUCUUUGGUAUCAGCAAUAUUAAUAAAAUUCUCUUAUUAAGUUACAGUCUAUAAUGUGUUAUUAUAACAUAGAAUUUCAUAUUUAUUUCAAACUUCAAUGAACUAAUUGUACUUUAAAUGUUAUGACAAAAUAUACUAUAUAUUAGUACCUGAAAAAGUACAGAUGAUUAGAUAAACAUAUCCUAUAACAUAAUAUCUUAAAUAACCUAUUAUUGUAAAAAGGGCUAAGCCCGUUAAAUUUAUAAAUAAAAUAUAAAUUCAAAAAUAUACUUAGUAAUAACUAGCUAAUAAUUAUUUAGUACAAAAUUUAUGCAAAAAAAAAUUUACAAUUCUUAAAAUACAAUUUGGAAAUACUGUAUUUUAAAUAAACAAAACUUGCAAGUUUGAAAUUGACAUUAUUAAAUAGAAAAAACUCAGCACAGGGGGGUCGCAGCACAGUGGUGAAAUGACAUAGAUGGAUCAAGUAUAAUGAUAUCUGACAGUGAUUAAAUUCACUAUCAAAAAAAAACGCUUCAAUGCAAAUCUUUAGAUAGUGUUUAAUUUUAAAAAAUUGAUGUAUUAUUUCAAAAGCUCCAUGAUCUGCUAGUUCAAUAUAAAUAUCCUAAUUAAGAUAAAGUAUGUAGAAUGAAAAAGGGAUUAUUAAAAAAUAUUAUUUCUCAUAAAAAAAUAAUGUUGAUCCAUACACUUUUCAAUAUGUCAUAGCAUAAAGUUAAAAAUGUAAAAAAUAAAAUCCAGAAUUUUCACACAAUAAUAGCAUUUGGUAGCCAUUUUCACCGUGAAGAUAAAAUAAAGUCCGAAAUUUUUUUUUUUCAUAACAAAGUACAUUACAUUAGCUUUAAUUUAAGAUAUAAUAAAAGUGUCAGACCUUCCGGAACAUUGUCAAAAAUCAAGUUGAAAAAAUUAUUUUUUUGUGAAAAAGUUGUCAUUUUAAAUCCCCCCCUGUGGGCAAGUAAAGGGUCACAUAUAAAAAAAAAAUAUACUAAAUGAAAGGUAAUGAUAUCAUGCAUCUAAGAAAUAAAAAUUAUAUUGAUUUGUUCAUUUUUGAAAAAGUUAUGGUAGUUUUAAGUAAAAAAAAUUGAAAAAAUUUAGAAAAUAAGCGAUUUUUAUAUUUGUAAUUUUUUUGAAGAUUUCCCCUAUUUACGGGGAACGAGGGAAUUUUUUUCAAUUUUUAAGGGUAAUGUCUUCGACUAGAUACGAUUUGUGAUCUUUUGAAGAAUCAUUGAAAGAAAUCGGUUCGGUGAGAGCUGAGAAAAAGUGGUAACAGACACAAAAAAAAAACAAAAACACAUCUUAAUAAAACCAAUACCUUCU